AUGGCUUCCAAAGACAAUAUCGCGCCACAAGUUGCCCCUGCUGAUACAGCUUCAGGAGUUGCGCCUUCUGGCCCCCAUCCUGCAGUCUCGAUCUCAACCACUUCGGCAACCAUGCCACCAGUCGUCGCCCAUGGAUUCACUGGUGAUGUGACUACCGGGACUACCGCCUCUGGCGUCCCACCAGGAGUGUCUGUCAGUAAUAACUCUGGAGCCGCACAGCCUGGUGUACCUCCCAGUGUCCCUGGUGGCAUGACUGUUGGAGCUACACCUUCUGGUGUUCCUCCUGGUGUUUCUGCCAGUAAUAACUCUAGAGCCGCACAGCCUGGUGUACCUCCCAGUGUCCCUGGUGGCAUGACUGUUGGAGCUACACCUUUUGGUGGCCCUCCUGUCCCUGCCACGGCUCCUGUAGUUGCUACGCCUUCGCGUAUUCCUGGCGGUACAACUUCUGGAGCAACUACUGUCGGUCCCCUAAACCUGCAAACUGCUUAUGUCACAAAUGACAUUCCUUUCAACAAUGAGGGCCAAUUCCGACGGCCCAAUGGUGCAGUCGAAUACGCUGACGACUCCGGGGUUGACUCUGACGAUGACCCCGAAGGGGACCAAAUUAUGAAGGAAGUCGGCGACGAUGACAAAUUGAAACUUUCUGAGGAAAAUCAAAAAAAUCUACUGAAAGGCAUAGCAGAAUGCAGCGAUCCAGAUACGUUGGUUGCGAAAUUGGAAGCCCUACUGCCAGAGGGCAAACGGAUGUCUCUCCAGCAACUUCAGGAGAUCUUGCUGCCAAGUAGAUGGGGGCCUGAACAUCAGAAAGAAGCACUUUCAGCACAAAACAGUACGCUCUCCUCACCUAUAAGGAAGGCAAGCGCUAACACCGAGCAGAUAUACAGAAAGCCAUUAGUGCUGGGAAGAACCCUAACUGGGAGCACCACCAUGGCGGAUCAAAUGUAUCAGCACCCCCAGUCCCAAAGCCGCAUCCGUUCCAUAAGGAAGCAUAUAAGGAAGCAACUCGAUAUCUGCACAUGA
This is a messenger RNA of Aspergillus fumigatus Af293, 1020 nucleotides long. RefSeq lists its product as uncharacterized. The coding region runs from base 1 to 1020 and encodes 339 amino acids. The transcript has a single exon. The record is from RefSeq and is a predicted model, not a curated record. Lineage: Eukaryota; Fungi; Ascomycota; Eurotiomycetes; Eurotiales; Aspergillaceae.